Molecule: messenger RNA, 1017 nt
Organism: Naegleria lovaniensis
Lineage: Eukaryota; Heterolobosea; Eutetramitea; Acrasida; Naegleriidae
Exons: 2
Coding region: 1-1017 (338 amino acids)
Source: RefSeq, a predicted model, not a curated record
AUGAAUCAAGCGGAUCCUACUCAUUUAAACAACGCAACUGAUGCCAUGAGUAUCGGGACAAGCUCAUUCAUUGAUCCCGAAUGGAAAAAAGCUAUUGAUGAAAUUCCUCUUGAAUUAUUCUAUCUAGUGAGAGGGCAUGAAGAUGAGAGGAAAGAGCAAGAAAUUAAAAAGCAAGUUGAGCAACAGGCACAACUAUUGGCCGAUCAACAAAUCCGACGCCUCGUAGAUACUAUAGAGGAAAUUAAACUUGAUGCUGUUCGCAAAUAUUACAAAGAAAAGCCUUUACUUGAGAAGAAGGCACGAAUGGAGGAAGCUUCCCGUCUCGAAAGGGAAUUUCAACAGAAAGAACGUGAACGAGUUCUGAAAGAGUCAGAAGAAUUGGAACAAAGAAAACAAGAAGAAGCCAAAAAGCAAAAAGAAAAUGAAUUUUUGGAAUAUAAGAACGCAAUCGAUACAGUUCACUCAUUAAUGGCUGAGUUGACAAGGAAUUUACUCGACAGUCCACCUAGUACAUUAUUGGACAAUAUCGAUAUUUAUGAAUCAAAGAAUGAUCAUCCUGUUACUGCUCAGAUUAUUCGUCAAUUUGAAUCCAGUGGUAACCUUGAAAAUCCCAAGCUCAAACAAGAACAAGAAGACGAAAACUUAAUUAAUACAAGAUUUGUCGAGCAACGUAGAAGAGAGAUGAUAACGUCAGAGCCUUCAAAACAACAAGCAGAGCAAAUACCAAAGGAAGAAAAUACAUCGUCUACCUUAUCUGUGAAAAAGCUUGGCGAAAUAUUAUACGAAAAAGGUUUCAAAGAGCUUGACGCAUACUUGGAAACCUCCCUACAAGAUAAGCAAGAAAUCGAAGCCAGAAUUGUCAAAGACAUCAGAAAUAAGGAGCUACAAUUCAUAUUGGAAUUGUUGUACAAUCGCAAGGCCAAGAACUUUUCUCGACUGAAUAAUACCAUGCGAGCGGAGUUGUUAUAUUUUGGCACCUUACACCUUACACUUAGUGUCAGUGCUGUUUGCAUUUGA